AUGUCGACUAUUACAUUGAGUAAAGAAAGUCACAAAAAUCCUGAAAAGUUCAGAAUCAAAUAUGAAGAUGCUGAUGCGGUUUUAGGACCAAAGAAAGUUAUCAAGAAAGACGAAUCUUUGCCAGUCAAAGAAUCAUAUUCCAAAGUUACAAUUAUUGGAGCAGGAUUCGGUGGUAUUACUACUGCAUUAUCUAUAAUUAAGAAUCUCGGAUGUGAUUUCAAGAUAUUUGAAAAGCAUGAUGAUUUAGGAGGUACUUGGUAUGCCAAUACUUAUCCAGGUUGUGCUAGUGAUAUUCCUGCUAUUUGGUAUUCAAUCUUCGAUGAGAUGGUUACUAACUGGAGUGAUUCAAGACCUCCACAAUAUGAAAUGCAAGAAUACAUGCAAGAAAUUGUAAAAAAGUACAAGUUGAAAGAAAGUUGUUAUUUAUCCACUCAAGUAGUUGAAGCAAGAUAUAUGGAAAAACUGGCCGAAUGGCAAGUUGAAAGUUGGGAUUUGAAAACUGGUCAAAAAAUUACACACCGUUCCAAGAUCUUAGUUAAUUGCUCAGGGGGUUUAGUUGUACCUAACGUAUUCAAACCUAAAGGGAUGGAAACUUUCAAGGGUAACUAUAUGCAUUCAGCCAUUUGGGAUCAUUCUGUCGAUUUUAAAGGUAAACAAGUUAUUGUUGUGGGUAAUGGAUGUUCAGCAGCUCAAGUAGUGCCAGCUUUACUUGAUUAUGAACCUAAAUCGAUUGUACAAACUAUUAGAUCUCAACAUUAUAUUUUCCCUCCCCAUCCUAAAUUUUUGUAUUUCUUAUACUGGUUAUUAGGAUGGAAUAGGAUUGGAUUGGUCAUGGUGAGAUGGUUAGUUGCAGUUGUUGCCGAAUCAAGAUAUCCUAUGUUUGCAGGAAAUGGUAUUAUCAAUAGAAUCAUGAGAUGGGUUAACACUAGAGCUUCUUUGAGAUAUAUGAAAAAGACCAUUCCUGAAAAGUACCACGAUAUAGUGAUUCCGAAAUUCAAAAUCGGAUGUAAACGUUUAAUUUUCGACUACUAUUAUGCCCCAGCAUUAAGAGACAAACGUAUUGAUGUUAAAUUGGAUGAAAUUACUGAAGUCAAACCUCAUUCUGUGGUACUUAAAUCAGGUAUUGAAUUACCUGCUGAUAUCAUUGUUGCAUGUACUGGUUACAACAUCACCCAAUCAAUGAAUCCGUAUCAUAUCAUUGGUAGAGAUGGUUUUGAUUUAAAUCAAACUUGGAAGGAAGAAGGUCAAAGUGCCUAUGAAACUAUUUUAGUUAAGAAAUGUCCCAAUUUCUUCAUGGUUCCAGGACCUAAUUCUGCUACAGGACAUUCAUCAGUGGUUUUAGCCAUUGAGAAUUGUGCUAAGUAUUUCAGUCUUGUAGCACCAAAAAUCUUGAAUGGAGAAAUCAAGUCUCUUGAAGUUAAAUCAGAAAAAUACGAAGAGUGGUUCAGCACCACCCAAGAUUUAUUGAGAAAAUCAGUUUUUGGUACUGCUUUCGGGGGAUGUGUGUCAUGGUAUUCCAAUGAUAAAGUCAAUCCUACAGCAUACCCAUACUCUCAAAUUACUUAUUUCAGAAGAAUGAGGAACGUUAAAUGGCAAGAUUUCAACAUUGAAAGAUAA
Messenger RNA from Yamadazyma jaroonii, 1617 nucleotides. The record is from the annotation of a GenBank genome assembly. NCBI's taxonomy places the organism in Eukaryota, Fungi, Ascomycota, Pichiomycetes, Serinales, Debaryomycetaceae.